Messenger RNA from Misgurnus anguillicaudatus (oriental weatherfish), 2238 nucleotides. It is a transcript of the gene il21r.2, whose product is annotated as interleukin 21 receptor, tandem duplicate 2. The record is from RefSeq and is a predicted model, not a curated record. Gene Ontology annotation, cellular component: membrane; external side of plasma membrane. Gene Ontology annotation, biological process: cytokine-mediated signaling pathway. Lineage: Eukaryota; Metazoa; Chordata; Actinopteri; Cypriniformes; Cobitidae. Gene Ontology annotation, molecular function: cytokine receptor activity; protein binding.
UGAAAAAAGACCAAAUGUAAGAGCAUGUCAGAACCUCUGCAGUGUCCUAAAAUAGUCGGACCCCAGAGGGUUAAGGAUUCAAGUGUGCAGACAGUUUAUUUAUUUUUGGAUAUUUUCAGUCUUGUUUGUCUGGCACCUUGGUGAUUGUGAGUGUGGUGUAACUCCUUUAAAACAUUUAGACCACUUACCUUAAAAAACUGAGUAAAUUAAAUGAAUCAUUUUUUUCAGUGGGGAGACCACAGAUUUACUUAAAAUUUAAAAAAAAAGUCUUGUGAAAUGUCCCCUUUAAAUACUGCAUGUUUGAAAAGUCCUUUAAAAGGUCACAUGACUCUUUUGCCAUUUCCUAUGCAAUGUUGGUUUUUAAUGCCACCUCAACUCAUCAGAGAUUCUUAGAUAACCUAUAGUGGUUAAUAACUUCUACGUAAACAGGAACUGCUGGGUAAAAAGCUUGUAUAUAAAGCCUGCUUGAUUUCUGAAUGAUGCUUUUCAUUGUCUCAGACUUUACCAUUCAUGUAACAAUGCUUCAGAAUAAAUUCGGUGAGUUGUCGUAAGACCGUCUUUAUUUCUUUAAGGCUGUGCAGUACCAGAACAAUGAUCCUCGCAGGAAUUCUCUACAUCUUUUGGACUACAGGCAAAGCUAAUUCACAGGCUUUGUCUGAAUGGCACACUUGUGUUACAGAUUACUGGCACACAAUCAGCUGCUCGGUAAAAUUAGCAGUCCCUUCCUCCAGAUAUACAAACACAUCCUACCAGCUGGAAUUUUACUGGGUCGAUGAAACCAUAAAUUUUACCUGCACACUUCAGAGAGCAGACGAAGUUCACGGCUGUUCCAUUCAAACAGAUUCUUACAAUAGUUUCAUGGAUUUGAGUAGUUUUAUAGUUACACUUCAUUAUUCAAAAAACAGACAAAAUUUAUAUCCUUUGGAAUCACCUUUUAAACCAGCUAAAAACAUUAAACCAAAAGUCCCAUAUAACCUGACAUUGCAAUACUCAAAUGGAACCUAUGUUUUCAAUUGGACAAAUGGAUAUGAAGAUCACGAAUACAAAAUGUCUAUUCAAGAAGCCUUGGUGUAUAACUUCUUGUACUUUAAAGAAGGGCAUCGUGGCAGUGAGCCCCAUUCUUAUUUAGAAAAGGAAAUUAGGAUUGACGAAACAAAUCUUCAUUCUGAUUGUAAGUACAUUGCUAUGGUGAGGACUGGGAUGCCAGCGACUGUGAAAUAUAAUGGAACAUGGAGUGAAUGGAGUGUUCCCGUUGAAUGGAGGACAAAACAUAGAGAUAAGCUCAAUCAGGCUGAUGUUUAUCCUGGUAAGAUUGCCAAGAUUGCCCUUGGAAUAUGUCUAAUCCUGGGACUUUUAAUACUGCUUUUGUUUGCUCCUGCUGCAAGAAUGAAGAUAAAAGAAAUUGUAUGGGUGCCAACACCAGAAACAUACUUUCAGCCUCUUUACACACAUUACCAAGGCAAUUUUCAGUUUUGGGUUUUGCCAAAAUGUCCAUUACAAGAUGUUCAUGUUAUGGAGGAGUUUGCAGCAAUUGACAAGAUUGCCGAGCCCAUAACGAAACUGCAGGAUCAGGAAGAGAAAUCAGACAUGUGUCCCCCAGCCCAAUUUCACACAACUUACGUUGGCCCCACAACUGAGCUCUGGGCCCCGUGCCAAAUGUCCAAAACGUGCAGCGAGACGAGUAUCCCAUGUGAGGACUUUUCAUUGUUCUGUGAUGCUUUCCCUGAUAAAGUGGACAACCUCUUCCAGUGUCUGACCACAGUACGCUUGUGUGAGGAUGAUAAUUUCUCUUUGAAAGAUUCUGUACUCAGUCUCAAGAGUCUUGAGAGCCUUGAGAACCGUGAGGUGUCUGAAGCACCCGUCAUUUUUAAUCCAACGCCUGUGUGGUUCAAGCAGGAUUACUGCACUCUCACAGAGACUCCUGCAGGCCCUGUACCCACCUUCACCAAAGAUGUGGAGCUGGAUGGAAACACAUCUAAUACUGAAACGCAUACUCAAUAGAGGAGGACAUGCCACUUUCAAAUAGACAGGCUAUAACUGUAUAUAAAACACUGUGAUUUGAUUUCUUAUAUUAUUAAGUGCAGGAGUUGCCUAUAGGUUCUGAAUGUAUGUAAGAUAUUUUACACAAAGCUCUUGGACUGAACUUUGUAGAGCACUUAUUGACAAAACAGCAUACGUGAUAAAUAUCUGAAAUACUGCACUGAAAAAAAAUGACUUUCUUACUUACUUAAUAUUUUU